This is a messenger RNA of Stegodyphus dumicola, 5401 nucleotides long. It is a transcript of the gene Cdep, whose product is annotated as Chondrocyte-derived ezrin-like domain containing protein. Gene Ontology annotation, cellular component: cytoskeleton. NCBI's taxonomy places the organism in Eukaryota, Metazoa, Arthropoda, Arachnida, Araneae, Eresidae. The record is from RefSeq and is a predicted model, not a curated record. Gene Ontology annotation, molecular function: cytoskeletal protein binding; guanyl-nucleotide exchange factor activity.
UUUGUAAAGCUCAUGGAGCUACAGAGAGACUUGUAUGGAAUUGAUAAUUUAACUGCUGGUAAACGGGAAUUUUUAAGAGAAGGUUGCCUUCAGAAGCUAUCUAGGAAAGGGUACCAGAACAGAAUGUUUUUUUUGUUUUCUGAUGUUCUGCUGUAUACAACCAGGGCACCUACUGCUCAACUGCAAUUCAAAGUUCAUGGACAGCUUCCUUUGUCUGGUGUUAUGGUUGAAGAAACUGAACCCAAAAUGGGUGUAACAAAUUGCUUUACUAUCUAUGGUGGUAACAGAGCUCUAAUGGUUGCUGCCAGCUGUGAUGAGGAAAGGAAGAAAUGGCUAAAAGACUUAACAGACACAAUCCAAAAUGCAAGGGAACCAAAAGAGGAUAGUUACUUGUAUUCUAGUCUUCGCUCAUGUAGUUCAUCUGAUGAACUGCUGGAGCAGGCUGAUAGCCUUCGGAGCUCUGACAUAGUCACAGCUGGUAGUGGAUCAGCAAAGCCUUAUCAACAUCGGUCAAAUACCACUGUGCAUGUUUGUUGGCAUCGCAAUACUAGUGUUGGUAAAGAAGAUUACAGAAAAGCCUUACUGAAUUAUCUCAGUGGUUAUCUUCUGAGAAAGUUCAAAAAUAGCAGUGGAUGGCAAAAGCUUUGGGUAGUCUUUACAAAUUUUUGCCUUUUCUUCUACAAAUCGUAUCAAGAUGACUUUCCCUUAGCUAGCCUUCCAUUACUUGGCUAUGCAGUUACCUUGCCAAAUCCUCAUGAUAAUAUAAACAAAGAUUAUGUGUUCAAGUUACAGUUCAAAAAUCAUGUAUACUUUUUUAGAGCUGAAAGUGAAUAUACUUUUGAAAGGUGGGUUGAUGUCAUAAAAGGUGCAACAAUAAGGAGUUAGAAAGGAGAAGAUUUUGUUAAACCUAAAGAAUUCCAUCAUCCACAAUGAGUUUGUAAUAGUCAAUACCUGUUUUGAUUCUCAGAGUUGUUACCUGUAAUUUUUUUUUCCUUUUUUGUAAAUUAAAUUAUUUUCAGUUAUGUAAUUUUAAUUCUACUAUAUUUAUGGAAGUAUGUACUCAAUUUUUUUUAUAUCAUUUACUUUGCUAUGGUAAUCUAUGUAUGAAAUAUAUCUUCUUACCAUGUAAAAGGAAAUUAAGAUAUUCCUCUUUUGCUUGAAAAUGCAUGGUGUUGUUAAAUGUAGUAGAUGGGCCACAUUUGUACUGUUUAAUGUGGCAUUUAAUUUUUUGUUCCUUUUAAUUAAAUUUCACAGCUAAAAAUCUCUGUUUCAACAGUAAGGUGGUAUUAUUCUAAUAUUACGUUUUUUUUAUGGAGAUAUUGAUUUGUUACUUUAUUCUUUUAACCCACAAAUUAAAUGCAACUUCAAAGCUGCUUGUUUAUUUUUCUGAAUAAAUGCUGUUUGAAAAUGUAUGUGAGUGUUUAGCAAAAUUUUAAGAGAAAAUUUAAUCCAUUUGUUUUAAAGAAUUUAAUAUAAGCAUAUAUUUGGAAAUAAUGUAUAUUGCAAUUCGUAAAUGCAACAUAUUUUAGAAACUAAAAUUAUGCAUUAUUAACACAUAUCUUGUAAUUUUACUUAAAUCUAAAUAUUCAUUUUAUUUGAGAAUGCUAACUUUACUUAAACCUGGCGUGGAAAGAGAUAUUUUAUGAAUCAUAUUAUAAUAAUGCUUCAAGUAAAAAAUGAAAAACUGUAGGUUUUUCAACAAAUCAGUGGAAGGACAAUCAGUGCAUCAAAAAUCAUAAAUAGGGAUGGGAAUAUUCAUAGCUGAAUAAAAAUUAUGAUAUUUAAUAUAUUAAUGCAUUUUAAGUCAUGGGUGCAUGGUAGUUUCCCUCUCUUAUUUUAAACAUCGUAUUCUUUUAUCGAGCUUUUCAGCUUUGAAAAAACAGUAUUUUCUUUUGUUCUUUGAUCUGAUAUGUUGUUGACCAUCAAAUAUUUCCUAUAUUUUAAGAAUGUAUAUUUCUAUAUGUGUAUGAAAAGUUCAAACUACAUUUUAACUGCUGUGUUAAGUGAAUUUAUUAUACUGUGGUUUCCUUUCCUGUGUACUAAAUUAAAAAUAUCAAUUUAGCAGUAACCUACCUGCCUUAUAAGAUUUGUUGUGAAAAAAAGUACCUGCAUUUUUAGAGUUUCGGAAUUGAAAUAUUUAUGCAAGAAUUUCGUGAUGUGAAAACUGUAAAGCUUUAUUGAAAAUUGCUUUUAGAAACUAUUUACUGUUACAGGAAUAAAAUUGCUGUUAUGUCAAUAUAUGAAUAACUAAAAUAUUUAGGAUGUGAUAUGGAUGUGCUAUGCCGCUGAUGUAGCUUUGGGAGCCUGAAUUGUUAGUAAAUAUUUGUAAGAGAAAUGCUUUUGCUAACUAUUUGGGGGUAUUCUAAGAUUUAUGGUGAGUAUAGUGUAAGAAAUAGUGAUUGAGUAAUUCAGUUUUCUGAGAAAAGAGGAAAAUCCUUUAUUUUCAAGCUGGAAAACUUAUUACAUUCAUGUGAAGACAUCAGUUUUUCAAAUUUUCUGAUGUAUAAUUUUUAUGUCUAUCUUUGAAUUGGUUUUCAGUUUUAAUGUUUAAAAACUUCAUUUUUAACAUUUUUUGUUUUAAAAAGUAAUUUUUUAAUGUAAUAUUUUUAUACAUUUGUAAUUGUGGAUUUUGCUUAAAAUGUGUUACAUUUAUUAUAUCAAACUUUUUUAUUUUAUAAACCUUUAUUUUCUUGAAUCAGGAAUCUCAUUUUGAAUCUCUACAUUUUCAUGACUGCUCAGUUUCUCUGAAUGCGUUUUCAUAAACAUAUCAGAAUGUGUGGUGUUAAGAGUUUGAUCAAAUCAUGUUAUGUGUUCAUCCAUAUAAUUUUCUUUACAUGUUGUACAAAAUCAAAAUGGAACUUCCUAUCAUCUCAGAAUUGGAUAUUAAAAUAUGACAUGGCUUAUUAUGACAUGUAAAGAACCAUGUCUUUGGUAGUAGAUGACCUCAAAACAGUGCGUCAAAGAAGUGAUGUGAAAUCACUGUUUUUCUAUGCAGUUUUAAAUCUUAUCUUUGGAAUACUGGUUUUUAAAUUAUUUUGAAAUACUCGCACUGUCAUUCCUUGUAAGUCUGUUUAAAUCAUACUGCAUCAGUAAAGAAUAUCUGUGAAUUUUUCAUUUAUAAAUUACAACCUGCUGUUUUUAUUUGUCAAAAUUAAAAUUCUUUGUGUUUGAAGAAAUUUUUAUUCAUAUGUACAGUUUUUGUAUCAUCAUGUGUGAUGUGUAAUAUAUGGAAUCCAUUUCUGAAAAAUUAACAUUUGUAUAGAGUCCAGAGAUUUAGGCAUAAGGAAUUAAAGAAAAUACCGCAAAUAUUUCUGCAUAAAAAUUAAAUGCAUUUGACUAAGAAAUUUCAGAAAUCAGUAUACUCAUUCAAGUACUAUACUUUUGCAUUAGAGUAGAAUACUUAUGAUUUUAAACAUAAUAUUCUCUUAUUUGCCGAAGUUUAAAAUAUGUAGCUUAUAGGAAUUAGCAAUAUUUAUGCUUUUCAUCAAUAUCAUGUUUCUACAUCUUUCGUAAAAUUAAUGAAAUCACUUAUAUUUAACUUGAUAAUAAUAUUGCUUUUGAAUAGAAUCAACCCAAAGUAUGUAUGCAAAUUUCUCAGUUUUAAAAGUUUUUGAAAAUACAUGCUAUAGCAACAUUUUAAUUUUUAAUUUCAAAAAUUUAUCAAACUGCAGGGUAUUUAACAACCUUCCUUAUUUUUGUUAUUUAUAACAUUCUAUUAAAACAAAACAGAAUUAAUCUGUUUUUCACUAAAUGUGAAGAUAAAUAUUUUUAUUCAUUGGCAAACAGGCUAAAAAUUGUUCAUUUCUUGAAAAAUGUUUUGCUAUGUGCCAAAAAUAAUAAUUUCUCUAAAUUAAAAAAUUUUAUUGUUCUAGUUUAAAAUAUUGAUAAGAAUUAACCCUAUUGAUCUCUCAUUCAUUAAAGUGCUGAAAUGAAUAAAACAACUGUGUCCAUUGUAGUAUUUUAGGGAAAAGGGAGAUUAUUUUAUGCAGUAUCCCUUGGGUUAAAUAACUGUUUAUCGUUUAUCGAUCUGUAAAUAAAAUAGAUAGCUAUUCCUUGCACACAAGGGAAGAGUCUAUGUAAAGUUUUUUUCAUUUGUAUUUUCAAAUUUAAAAUAAAGCAUUCUAUGCUAAUAUGAUCAUAUUGAUGAUAACGUUAAAUAUAUUUCAUCAUUUCAAAACUUGUUAUAUGUGUGAUGUACUUUCAUUUUGUUCAGAACAGUCAAGUAUUGUAAUUGAGAUCUGCAUGACAAUAUUUUAAAUGCAUAUUAAUGCAACAAAGGGUUGGCAUUAUAUUUUCUAAGUUCUAAUAUGACUGUGUAAUAAAAAACUGAAGUGUGGCCUUAAUAAAAACCCCAUUUCUUUUUAAAAGUAAGUGUAGUUUAAAACUAAAAGUUUUUUUGGGGGGAGGGGCGUUCAUUAAAUUGCAGGCAGAAUAUCCUCUUUGAGAUAUUUUAAUGUAUUUGUUGUUAUAUUAUAUUGCUUUUUGAAUGUGUUUGAAUUAAGCUUGUAGUGCGUUAUGAAUGAAUAAAGGUAGGCAGCUGUAUUUUUUGCUUAUAUGCAGAAAUUGUCCCAUGCUCAGUUUUUUUUUUCUGUGUAUUAGAAAAGAGGUACACGUAAUUGAAAUAAUGUUAAGCAUUCUUAUAUGCAAUGUUAGGAAAUGAUUUUUUAAAAUUAGCUUUUGACUCUAUUAACAGGAUAUCAAAUAUUUUUGCCUUAAAUUCUGGACUCUAUUCGCAGGUGUAAUUUCAUUUCCUAAUACUCUUUUCCUAGCUGGCACUGAAAUUGGCUGAUCUCCUACUCGUUUAUGUUGGUUAAAAUAGAAUUUGUUUCUGUAAACACAUUUAUUUGAGUACAUCAAAUUUUCUGUGCAGCUAUAUCAAAGUGAGCAAGACAUUUCAACAUAUGCAUAUUUAAUGAGCUUUGAUUUCAAAGACGCUGAAUUGAAUGAAUAAUUAAUUAAGCUUUUUUUAAGUAUUUUGAAAUAUAGCUUAGAUUAACUGAUACAUUUUUUUUAAUAUAUAAAGAUAUGGAUUUGUGUAUUAUACCUGCUCUUGCUGAUCCAUUUGCUGUAGCAAAACUCAUUUCUUUUUUUAAUCAUGUUUGUCAGAUUUAAGAGCUCUUUGUUACUAUUCUGUAAUAUGUGUUUGGGAAGCAUAUGAAUGCAUGUUUCUCAUUGAUAAGCUGAUUUAACAAUUAUAUAAAAAUCUUGUAGAGUUCAUGUUUGUCCUCUGAAGUUGUUUGCAUUUAUACAAUGACAAAUGGUGCUUAUACAUUAAUUGUUGAGAAAUUGGAUUUGAAAUUGUAUUUUCAUUACUAUGCUGCUUUCUUUAUAUGCCUUCAACUUUUUGGAUGAAGCAGCUAUUGUUGAUUAGAUUUUGUGUGUAAUAAAUUAUACCAUGCUA